CGCAGUUUUAUUAUCGUGUUAAAUAUUGAGAUUUUGGAGGAGAUUGCUUUAGAUGGAAAAUGUUUUCCUUUCUAGCAGCUUUGACAGAUCGAUUCAAAUUCUUCUCGUUCUCAGCUCCAAUUGCUCUAUGGGUACCGAAAUUCACUCUUCCUAUGGAUCUCUCAUUCCUAGAAUCACAAUUUCUCCAUCUCCGACGAGAAUCUCUACUACUUUUAACUUUUCCAGUUCCGGAUACUCGCGGCGGCGACUCGUCUAUGGCUGCUCAUGCUCCAACCACCAAGUAGUCACAGAGGAACUGUCGAUUUCAACGUACAAUCGCCGGAUCCGCUAUUGCUGUAGAACAGGUGGGAUCGACGAAGCUAUGUCUAUCCUGGCCGAAUUGGAUUCUCUCGGGUCCCAUCCCGAUCCUCUCUCGUACGUUAGUCUGAUCGAAACCCUCAAUGGUCUGGGAAGAACCCUCGAAGCCGAUGCUCUUUUCCAGGAAGUAGUUCGAUUCGGUCUCCAUGGAAGCUAUCCGUUGAGGUUGUACAACGCUUUGCUCAGUGGGUAUUUGAGAAAAGGUCAGUUAGAGUUAGCUCUUAGGGUUUUGGAUCAUAUGGAAAUUAAAAAUGUCGAGAAAAAUCAAGAAACUUUUGAGAUUCUCUUGAGUUACUACGUUAGUGCUGGGAGAUUGGAGGAAUCGUGGCGUGUGGUUAAUGAGAUGAAGAAGAGAAAGGUCCCUUUGAAUUCUUUUGUGUAUGGGAAGAUCAUACGUAUGUACAGAGACAAUGGUAUGUGGAAGAAAGCAUUAGGGAUUGUAGAGGAGAUUAAAGAGAUUGGUUUGCCUAUGGAUGUAGAGGUAUACAACAGCAUUGUAGAUACGUUUGGUAAGUACGGAGAAUUAGAUGAAGCGUUACAAGUCUUGCGGAAAAUGCAAAGCUCUAGUGAUCCGAAGCCGAAUAUAAGCACAUGGAACUCGAUAAUACGGUGGCACUGUCAUCACGGCGCGGUAGAUACGGCGCUUGAGCUGUUCACGAUGAUGCAAGAACAAGGGAUUUAUCCUGACCCUAGGAUAUUCGUGAAACUUAUCACACUUUUGGGAGAGAAAGGGAACUGGAACAUGAUAAGUAGAAGUUUUGCGUCUAUAGAAUGUAAGGAACAUAGAGAUACAAGAGCGAUUUACGCAGCUUUAGUUGACAUUAUUGGUCAGUUUGGGAGUUUCCAUGAUGCUGAGAAACUUGUGGGUAAGCUCAAGUCAGAAGGUGUGGCUCCUUCAGCUAAUAUGUUCUGUACUUUGGCUAAUGCUUAUGCUCAACAGGGACUAUGCAAACAAACGGUUAAAGUGCUCAAGCUGAUGGAGAACGAGGGGAUUGAACCAAAUUUGAUCAUGCUGAAUGUUUUGAUUAAUGCUUUUGGAACUUCUGGGAAGCACAUGGAAGCUCUAUCUAUUUAUCACCACAUUAAAGAAAGCGGAUUCACCCCCGAUGUGGUUACCUAUAGUACACUUAUGAAAGCAUUCACUCGAGCAAGGAAGUAUGAGAAGGUUCCAGAAAUAUUCAGGGAAAUGGAAGCCUCUGGGUGUACUGCAGAUAGGAAAGCAAGACAGCUAUUGCAAAAUGCUCUUAUGGUUCUUGACAAAAGACAUUAACUAUUCCAUGGCUCGUUCAUCGGUGAGCCCCAACAUCUGCUUUGUGCUUAAGAACCAGAUCCUUUUAAGGAAAAAACGCCUCCUUCAUGCAAAUCUUGUGCUUCUUCCAAUUUUGAGGCGUAGAUGGGAAUCAGUCUGAAUCGGUAAACAGCUGUUGGCGACAAUGUGAUUAAAUAAGUAUGAGAGAAGGAACAAGGAUCUGGUAUAAACGGAAUUGAUGAGUUUGUAAGACUGAUGAGACUUGAAGAGCAGCAAGAUACGAAUGAUGUUUACUCGUCAAGUGGCUUGGGUUCCGGAGUCUCUCGAGCUUGAUAUUGCAUAUGGGAUGAGUGUGAGGCAAAUGACGUUUUACCAUCAAGGCUGAUCCGUUCACAACACUUACAGCGUGCGUGAGACUUGAAGGGAUUCUUAGGACAUCGCAAGUGUUCUUCACUAAAGAGACACUAGUUGCUGGUGUUGGAGUAGAUGCAUCCACCCAUGAACACUAACCAUUUUUCCAAGGUGGUUCUUUAGGGGGUCGGUAUUGAUAAAAUUUUAUCAAUGGGCUUACUCAAGUAUUUUGGUUGGGUUUUGCUGGGCUUGUGGCAUAUUAUACUAUCUUGAGAGAUUUAUGGCACUUUGUGAGUUUUGGUUAAAAAAAAACAUUUUGUAGAGAAGAGACACUUUGUCUACUGUUGAUAAUAUGUUAAUUCGAUUCUGUCCUUUCUCUUUCUUUAUAAUUAUCCACAUAUGUUCAUCUACAUGGUCGAAAUAUUUUAGCUAUUUA
This is a messenger RNA of Thlaspi arvense, 2393 nucleotides long. The record is from the annotation of a GenBank genome assembly. Lineage: Eukaryota; Viridiplantae; Streptophyta; Magnoliopsida; Brassicales; Brassicaceae.